AUGCCGACCGCGAAGACAGGAUUCUUCGACCUCCCACUCGAGCUACGACAAAUGAUCUACGACGAAAUCAUCCCUUCGGAUCGGCUCCAUACGUUCAAGGAAGGACGAUGGUGUCCAUCGUCUCUCGAAGCCAUAGCUCACGCAGUCAACUCAGCCGAUCCGAGACUGCGUUCAGAGCUUUCGCGGUGCGGCGUCCGUCUGGUCAUCACACUAAAGCUCUCGAUACCACCGCGCCGGAUUCUGUUCGACAGGUUGCGGAAGGUUGAGAUCUUUAUCGAUUACUACGAGCGCCACGAUGAUGGGAGGCCAGAUCUGCUGAGCAGACACGAAGCGACCAAAGACGAAGUAAGGCCGUUGCGCGCUCAGGUUGGCAAGGUUGCAAACUACCUCGCCCGCUACGACAACCUACAGGACAUCACAAUACGGUUCCGCGACGAGCCCAAGUACAAACAUCCCUUCUGGACCGAGGAAUUGCGCGAGUACGCCUUCUACAAGGGGGAGAAAGCAAGCUUCCUCGCCACCAUGUCACACGGAGGCAGGGAGAUCCCGGUCGUCAAGUGGAUUCUGCGACUCCUGCGACACCUACCUCCUUGCCGGAGCGUGAGGGUGGUGCCUUUGGACGCACUUUGGCCGUGCUCGUCUAAGGUGGACUCGGAAGGGUAUGUGUAUAUGCAGGAGCUUUCUACUGCGUUUGGGAAAUGGUUAGGAGGGUCCCGUGGACAUAGUUGGAAACGGUAUUGGAAGGCUAGACGGGUGUAUCUUAGGAGAGACAGCGAGUGGUACUGGUGA
Messenger RNA from Saxophila tyrrhenica, 789 nucleotides. RefSeq lists its product as uncharacterized. The coding region runs from base 1 to 789 and encodes 262 amino acids. The transcript is spliced from 2 exons. The record is from RefSeq and is a predicted model, not a curated record. NCBI's taxonomy places the organism in Eukaryota, Fungi, Ascomycota, Dothideomycetes, Mycosphaerellales, Extremaceae.